This is a messenger RNA of Triticum turgidum subsp. durum (durum wheat), 1680 nucleotides long. The record is from the annotation of a GenBank genome assembly. NCBI's taxonomy places the organism in Eukaryota, Viridiplantae, Streptophyta, Magnoliopsida, Poales, Poaceae.
AUGCUUCAAUAUUUGGACAUUUCCAACAACAAUCUUCAUGGUAGGGUUCCAAUGGAGAUCUUCAAAAUCCCAUCAAUAAUUGGAAUUAAUUUAUCAUUCAACAACCUCAGUGAACAACUUCCUACCGACAUUGGCAGUGCCAAACAACUCGUACAAUUGGGACUUUCAUCAAAUAAGCUAUUUGGAGAUAUUCCAAACACUCUAGGUGAUUGUGAAAGUUUAAAAAACAUUGAGUUAGACUCAAAUAUUUUCAGUGGAAGCAUUCCCACUUCAUUAGGCAACAUAAGCAACCUCAAAGUUCUGAAUAUUUCUGCCAAUAACAUAACUGGGUCAAUUCCAGCAUCUCUGGGCAACCUACAACUUCUUGAGAAACUAGAUUUGUCAUUCAACCAUCUUAAUGGUGAGGUUCCAACAAAAGGGAUCUUCAGGAAUGCAACUGCUGUGCGGAUUGAUGGAAAUCAGGGGCUUUGUGGUGGGAUACCGGAGUUACACAUGGUGGCCUGUUUUGUUAUUCCUUCAAAUUCAAAUAGGCACGAUGAAAAUUUGGUGCUCAAAGUAGUUAUCCCAAUAGCGAGUAUGGUGUCACUUGCUAUGGUCAUACUUGGCUUAUCUCUCUGGAAAAGAAAACACAAGUGCAAAUCUAUCUCUCUGCCAUCAUUUGCUGCAAAAUUUCCCAAAGUUUCUUUCAAUGAUCUAGCCAGAGCAACACAGGGAUUCUCAACAUCCAACUUAAUUGGCAGAGGGAGAUACAGUUCUGUAUACCAAGGAAAACUAGUGGAGGCCAAAAAUGAGGUGGCAGUAAAAGUCUUCAACCUAGAGACAAGAGGAGCGCAAAAGAGCUUCAUUGCAGAAUGUAAUGCACUGAGAAAUGUGCGGCACCGUAAUCUGGUCCCUAUCCUAACUGCGUGCUCGAGCAUUGAUUCUAAUGAUAAUGAUUUCAAGGCCCUAGUGUAUGAGCUCAUGCCACAAGGAGACUUACAUAAACUACUAUACUCAACUCAAGACCGUGAAAGCUCUUCAGAUUUGAAAUUUAUUACAUUGGCUCAAAGGAUAAGCAUUGUGGUGGAUGUAGCGGAUGCAAUGGCGUACCUCCACCACAACAAUCAAGGAACAAUUAUUCAUUGUGAUCUAAAGCCUAGCAACAUUCUUUUGGAUGACAAUAUGACAGCUCAUGUCGGAGACUUUGGCCUGGCAAGAUUCAAAGCUAGUUCCACAACGCCGUCUCUUGGUAACUCAAGCUCUUCUCUCGGUGCACUGAUGGGAACUAUCGGAUACGCUGCUCCAGAAUAUGCAGGGGGCGGUCAACUUUCAACUGCCGCAGAUGUUUACAGCUUCGGUGUCGUUCUCCUCGAGAUAUUCAUUCGGAGAAGGCCAACCGGCGACAUGUUUAAGGAUGGGCUGAGCAUUGUGAAGCUUACAGGGAUCAGCUUCCCUGGUAGGGUAUUGGAGAUUGUCGAUCCCGAGCUACUACAGGAGUUGGAGCCUUGCCAAGAAACUCCAGUGGCCAUGAAGGAAGAUGGUAUGCACACUUUGCUAUCUAUGCUAAACGCUGGCCUUUGCUGCACCAAGGAAACUCCGGGUGAACGAAUCAACAUGCAGGAGGUUGCUGCCAAGUUACGUCGAAUCAGGGAUGAUUAUCUCAGAAGCUGUUCUGUUGCUUCAGUAGUAUUAGCUACUUAA